Copidosoma floridanum is the source of this 945-nucleotide messenger RNA. RefSeq names its product lipase member H-like. Gene Ontology annotation, biological process: lipid catabolic process. NCBI's taxonomy places the organism in Eukaryota, Metazoa, Arthropoda, Insecta, Hymenoptera, Encyrtidae. The record is from RefSeq and is a predicted model, not a curated record. Gene Ontology annotation, molecular function: lipase activity.
AUGGAUCCUUUGAACAAAGUUGGAGCCCGAUUAUUUCUUUCCACGAAAAGCAGUAUUGAACCAGUAGAAAUUAAUCCUACAACUCUAAUCAACACACGAGUAUUAGAAACCAGUGAUUUUGGUAAAGAAAAAAAGAGCAUUGUAAUCGUUCAUGGCUGGAGAUCCAGUAGUGACGAAAAAUGGAUAAAGACUAUGAUCAGGAGACUUCAUGCUACAAGAGAUGUUAAUAUAUUACUGGUUGAUUGGACGAAUAUCGCUAGCAACUUAAAUUACACUACAGUUAUGAAGAACCUCCCUGCCGUUGCCCAUGAAAUAUAUCAGCUCAUCAGAGCUUUGCGAUUCAAGCAGUGGAACCACAUUACAAAGACAAGUAUUUUAUGGAAUAAUCUGUACUUCAUUGGGCAUGGACUUGGCGCCCAAUUGAGUGGACGUGUUGCGUAUUUGUUGCAACAAAAUACUUUUUGGAAAGUUAAUAGAAUCACCGGCUUGGAUCCAGCACAACUGUGUUUCCCGCACAAUUUCACUGAUUACACACUCGACAAGUCAGACGCUGAUUUUGUGGAUGUUAUUCACUCCAACAUUGACUAUGACAAUUUUCUCCCUUUGGGGCACAUUGACUUCUUUGUGGAUGGUAGAACUCUUAGGCCAAAAUGUGAGAAAUUAGAAUACAUUGAAGCCAUGACGUGCCGUCAAAAACUUUCUUAUAAACUGUAUUUAAAGUCAUUGCCAACGUCGAAGGGUAGUAAUUGCAAGUUGUACGGCCAACAUUGGAAUGGUACCCACGACAGUGCCCUGAAAAUGCUCAAUAGUGUCAAGAAUAAUCAAACUUGCGUUGAUUGUCCGCAAAUGGGAAUUGAUGCCGUUAACAGCGCCAAGAGGGGAACGUUUUUGGUACUUACUUCGGGACUGAACGACACAUGUGCUAAUGACGAUGAUCCCCUAUAA